AUGAAGGGGCCGACGCAGAGGCUGUCGCGCGGAAAUGCAUCUGCGCCAGAGGCCGCAGCGCGGAAGCUGCUGCGCCAGUCGCUGCGGCACCCGGCGCAGCCAGGCGACCUCGGCGUCCCCGCGGCAAGCGGCUCAUCAAGCUUGCAGCCGGCGGCCCACCACCAGCCCUGCUUCUCC
Molecule: messenger RNA, 177 nt
Organism: Monoraphidium neglectum
Lineage: Eukaryota; Viridiplantae; Chlorophyta; Chlorophyceae; Sphaeropleales; Selenastraceae
Exons: 1
Source: RefSeq, a predicted model, not a curated record